Molecule: messenger RNA, 2974 nt
Organism: Alligator sinensis (Chinese alligator)
Lineage: Eukaryota; Metazoa; Chordata; Crocodylia; Alligatoridae
Gene: LNPK
Product: lunapark, ER junction formation factor
Exons: 13
Coding region: 922-2178 (418 amino acids)
Biological process (GO): endoplasmic reticulum tubular network organization
Cellular component (GO): endoplasmic reticulum tubular network
Source: RefSeq, a predicted model, not a curated record
UCUGGUUUUUGUUAGAAUGUUUGGCUUCUUGCAUGGUAGCCUGUUCACCAUUUUACAAGAUGAAUGCUAUACCUACUGUCUUAUGUUGCAUUGUUCUAGCAUCCUCUUAAACAUUUUUGGAGAAGAAAUCUGAGUUAAAUGAAAUUCCACUGGCUGCUGAAUGAACCCCUGGGGGAGGCAUGGGGGGCAUGUUCCCCCCCUGGAUUUGUGCAUGGGAUGGAGGUGGCCUCCAGGCUGGGGCUCUGCGCCCUGCUGCCUUUGCCCAGGGAGCUGCACGAUGCCAUGUUGUGCCUCCCACCACUGGCCGGGCAGGGGACGUGUGGCCAGCAUGUGGCUCCCGGGGCAAAGGUAACAGAGCACAGAGCCCCAGCCCAUAGUGUGCAGCGUGCCUCCGCCCCAUUCACAAAUCUGGGGAGCAUGUCCCCCAUGCUUCCCUUAGGGGUAUAUGCAGCUGCAGAACUGUGCCGCACCCCCCAACCCUGUGCCCCUGGACGAACUGCCUGCCGCUCAGUCCCACGACCUGCCCUGACCCUAGCCCUGGAGUCCUACUCGCUCCAGUCCCUUCCCCUGCCCCACUUCCUUCCUCACUAUGGAGGCCUUGAUCUGCCUCCCUCUACCCUUUCCCCUCCACAGACUUACCUGCUGGGUGCUGCUCUACAUGCUGUUGGGCUGCAUUCUUGUAGGGUUACCAUAUUUCCAGUUUUAAAAAGAAGAGGACAUUGAAGAUUUGAGCUUCCAGUUUUUCCAUUUACAUGUUUAGUGUGAAUCCACCCCACCAGCAAGUGACUGAAAGUUCUUGCCCAUCUGAUUACUCGCAGGUCUGGGAAGUAAUUUGAUGUUUUCAGCCCAAUUCCCAGUUGUGAAUUCCGCUAGAAGAUUGUUAAAGCUACCAAAACAAACAUAUCUUCUCGAGCAAAAAAGAUGGGUGGAGUCAUUUCAAAGUGGAGGCAGGCAAAACCUUCUACUGUAGAAGUAUUGGAGAAAAUUGAUAAGGAAAUCCAAGCAUUAGAAGAAUUCAGAGAAAAAAAUCAGAGGCUGCAGAAGCUAUGGGUUGGAAGACUACUUCUCUACUCUUCAGUUCUUUAUCUUAUUACCUGUUUAAUUGUAUAUUUGUGGUGUCUUCCUGAUGAAUGGACAGCAAGGCUGAUUAUGACACUUCCAUUUUUUGCAUUUCCAUUGAUAAUCUGGUUUAUAAGAACACUACUCAUUUUCUUCUUUUCCAAAAGAACAGAAAAGAAUAGUGAAGCAUUAGAAGAACUAAAAUCCCAAAAGAAAAAAAUACUUGAAGAAGUAAUGGAAAAGGAAACUUACAAGACUGCUAAGCUUAUUCUUGAGAGGUUUGAUCCAGAAUCCAAGAAGGCAAAGGAGGUUGAACUGCCAUCUGCAGGAGCAUCUACAACCCCAAGACCUGGACAAGAAAUUCGUCAGCGGACUACAGGUCAAAGAAAUGUUCCUCCACCUACUCCAUCAAGCCCUGAACAAGGAUCUCCCAAGGCUUCAGGUGUGCAGGCAACAUCUAGUGUGCAAAGGGACACUUCAGCUCCUGGUGGACCCCCAGAAAGAACUGUUGCACCAGCCUUGCAGUCAAAUGUGCUACCACGACGUCCUGGAUCCCCGACUUCAAUGCCUGGAAUGGGUCUUCAUCCUCCUGGUCCUCCUUUAGCAAGACCUAUUCUUCCUCGAGAAAGGGGAGCUUUGGAUAGAGUUAUUGAGUAUUUAGUUGGUGAUGGUCCACAGAACAGGUACGCCCUUAUAUGUCAGCAGUGUUUCUCUCAUAAUGGUAUGGCUUUGAAGGAGGAAUUCGAAUACAUUGCAUUUAGGUGUGCGUACUGUUUUUUCCUGAAUCCUGCAAGAAAAACUAGACCCCAGGCUCCACGACUUCCAGACAUAAGUUUUGAAAAGAAGCAGCCUGCAGAAUUGCAGACUACCUCUGGAACUUUGCAUUCUGGAGGGGUAAAAGAACAAGAAAAUCAAGAGACUGAAGAACCUGAAGUUACACACAUUAUUGAGACAAACCAGAUAGAAGCCACAGCAUCAGCUACUGAGCAGCAAGAGGACAAGUCAGCUGAAGAGCUUGAGAAAGAAGAGACGGAUAAUGAAACAGAAUUGGCAAUUAUUCAGUCUGAUUUUGCUGCUCCAGCUGAACAAAGUGAAGAGUCUGUCAUAGAAUCAGAAUAAUGCUUCAAGUGCCUUCUAUAGCUAGUUUUAGCUUUGUUCAUGCCUGUUGUUACUCUUCAGGUGGGCUUUUUUAAAACAGAAUGAUUUAAAAUCUCACUUGAGCUCAAACUGCCUCACUACCACAGUAUGUCAAAGCUUAUGUGGACUACUGGGUACUGUAAAUUAAAUGUGUACUCUUUUUCAGUGAGCUAAUGCACUGCAGAAUGUACAGUUGGUUGAAGUCUAACACAGUCAUAGGUAGCCUUGGUUCUAUUUUGCAUAUUUAAAAUGAAGUAUUGCUGGUUCCAUAUAGGUGACCUAAAAACUAGUGUCCCUUUUGGUUCUUAAACCUAGAACUUCAAUAAUAAUUGGCAAUGACUUGUCUAGUGGAGUUUUGGUUUAGUGAACUUUUAAGAUUUGUAUGCUUACUUAUUAAAAUGGAUUGAAUGAAUUUUAAGUGUCUAGAUGUUUACAGGCUUAACAUGUCUAUAGGCAUUCAGCUUAAGCAGUAUGAAAGUGUCAUUAUAACUAACAACUUUGUCAUUUGUCUGUUUUUUUGACAGAGUAUGGUUAAAUGGCACUAGGAUAUUAUAUUUCUUGGCUUCUCUGCAAUGCAGGCAAUGCCAAAGGCACGAGAACUAGUUUGUGUUUACAUAAAAUAUAGGAAGUCUCCGCACUUGAUUGUACUUGAAUACUAAGCACUAUUUAUACAUGUACAAUAAUGACAAUAUAUUCAGUGAAUUUUGUGCCUUUGUGUACUUUGUUAAAGGAAAAUAAAGACUAUCUAGCAGCAGUGCUUAUUUUGCAGUCUCUGAAG